UUGUUGCUCCAUCCUGCGCUGGCGAGUGAGGAGCCCAAAAAUAGGAAACAGGAUGAGCACAAUACAGCCACCCAGGCCGAUCGGGACAUUGUUGUCUUUGGACGUGAAUUGCCUGAAACAUGCAAGCGGUGGGAAGUGGCCAAAACGUUUGAGAGUGCCAAAUUGCGGACACUCUUGGUGAUGCUCGAGAAUCUGAAGAAGAAGAAGGACUACAAGGUGCUUGUAUUCUGCCAUUCGGUGGGAAUGCUGGACAUUGUGCAAGACGCGAUACAGAACAGUUACGGGUACUGUCGGAUUGACGGCAAAUUGAACGCCAAAGCACGCGCUAAGAUGGUGCACUCCUUCUACAACGACGAGGACAAGUUCUUGUUUCUGAUCAGCAAGACAGCCGGUGGCACAGGUCUCAAUCUGGUUGCGGCCAACGUGGUGAUUAUUUUGGACCCGGAGUGGAACCCUGCCACCGAUGCACAGGCAGCCGAUCGGGCGUACCGAAUGGGUCAGACCCGCGAUGUGUUGGUGUACAAGUUUGUGACAAAGGACUCGUACGACGAGAUCAAGUACGCACGCCAGGGCUAUAAGAAUGAGCAGGUAGUAUGA
Molecule: messenger RNA, 597 nt
Organism: Sphaeroforma arctica JP610
Lineage: Eukaryota; Ichthyosporea; Ichthyophonida
Exons: 6
Source: RefSeq, a predicted model, not a curated record